AUGAGGCCACCACUGCUGCCGCUCUUGCUCCUGUGGGUGCCGUGGCUGCUGGGACCCCUGGCAGAGGGUGAGGGAUGCAACCAGACAGCAGGAGCAGGGUUGGAGGGACAGGAUGCACACAGUGAUGGAGGGACCCUUCUGAACCUCAGUGUGAGUGCCCAUGGCCGCUCAGACUCCCUGCUCGUGUCCUGGGAUGAGCCACAGGGGAAUGCUGAGGGAUAUCUGCUUGCCCUCUUCUCGCUGGGGUCUGGCACUCUGCUGCAGAAUGGAUCUGCUGGACCCAACACCACCAGCUUCUGGUUCCGUGGGCUGACCCCUGGCACGCACUACAAGGUUGAGGUGAAGGCCACCCUUGCCCGCAUGGAGACCACCAGCCAGAUUCUGACUGCACAGACAAGUCCUUCCCCCGUGCGCAGCCUGAGCCUGAGCAGCGGCAGCCCUGCCUCGCUGGGCGCCUCCUGGCUGCAUGCCCAGGGGCAGCGGGAUGGCUACCACCUGUGCCUCUACCACAGCGACUCCCAGGAGCUCGUCAGCAACGUGUCCCUCCCGCCCAGCGCCUCCACCUUCCUGUUCCAGGGGCUGCUGCCUGGCAGCGAAUACGCCCUGAAGGUCAGCACGCUCUCAGGGUCCAGCCAGGCGAGCACCAGUGCCCACCAGUGGACAGCUCCCUCUGUCCCCACUCAGCUGAGGCUCAGCCCAGGCUCCAGCACCAGCCUGGUUGCCUCCUGGAUGGAUGCUGCAGGGGCUGCCUGGCUCCACCUUGCACUCCACAACCUCCUCACCCAGACAGUGACCACAACCCUGUCAGCCAGGAGAGGCCUCACCAGCUACACCUUCCAGCAUCUCCACCCUGGCACCCAGUACUGGCUGGGGCUGAAUGCCACGGCUGGGCCCUACACUGUGGCAGGGCCCAAUGCCACUGCAUGGACAUAUCCCCUGAGCCCUGCCAACGUGACCCUGAGCAGUGCAGAGGAGCAGAGCUCCUUGCAGGCUCGCUGGAGCAGCCCAGCAGGAGAGAGGGACUUCUACCUGGUGACCCUGCAGGAGGGGGAGGACAAUGCCCCCACAAGGAACAUCUCUGUCGAUGGGGACAGCAGCCACGUCACCUUCCAUGGGCUGAGCCCUGGCAGGCAGUACUGUGUGCAGGUGACAGCGGUGGCAGGGCCCUACCGUGCCUCAGCCUUCAGCACAGCAGCCUGGACAGAACCACUAGCACCAGCUGCUGUGAGGCUGUCCAGCCAGGGCAGCCCCUCCAGCCUGCUGGCCAGCUGGGAGGAGGCAAUGGGAGAGGGCUACCUGCUGGAGCUCAGCCCUGUGGGGCACCCUGUGAAGAAGAGUUUGCUGCUCAGAGGCUUCACCAACUUCACAUACGAAGGCCUCCGCCCUGGCACCCUCUAUGCCUUUGAGGUCAGCACCCUGGCUGGCCCCCACACAUCCUCACCCCAGCGCGUCACCAACUGGACAUAUCCUUUGCCCCUGGAGCAGCUGACCCUGAGCAAUCAGGGCCAGAGCAGCUCUCUGCAAGCCUCCUGGAGAGCAGCUCCUGCUGGCAGCAGUGGCUACAUAGCCACCCUCUGGGAAACCAAGUCCCAGAAGCAGGUCAGGAACAUGACUGUGGGGAACACCUGGACAAAUGUCACCUUCAAGGACCUGAUCCCUGGGAGACAGUACAGGCUGGAGAUGGCUGCUGUGGCUGGGCCCUACAGAUCCCCUGUGAGAGCAGCCACAGACUGGACAUACCCCCUGGCUCCAGCUGGUGUGACCCUGACCAACACUCGGCGCCCGCUGGGCCUCGCUGCCUUCUGGGACAGGGCUGCUGGGGAUGUGGAGCACUUCCACCUCCAGCUCUACAGCAAGAGCCAUGCAGCACAGAGGAACAUCUCAGUGGGGCCAAGCACUCACAACUUCACCUUCCUGGGCCUGUCCCCUGGUGUUCAGUACUUCCUGAAGGUCACUGUCCUCGCUGGCCCCUACAGAUCCUCGUCACACUUUGCCACAGAGUGGACAUAUCCACUCUCCCUGGCCAAUGUGACUCUGCAGCCCGGCCGCAGCCCCCAGGAGCUGCUGGUGAGCUGGGUGGAGUCAGGCGGUGGCAGAGACCACUUGGUACAGCUCUCGGUGGCUGAGUCCCUGUCCAUCAUCAGGAACGUGUCUGUGCCCCGGGGUGCCACCCAGCUUGUCCUGGAGGGGCUGGUGCCAGGCUCCAGGUACCGUGUGGAGAUCAUUUCCCAGGCUGGGCCCCACCGCAUCUCCUCCCAGACUGCCGUCGGCUACACCGUGCCACUGCCUCCUCUUUCCCUCUCUGCACACCCUGUGAGCACUGCCUGGACUCUGGCUGUGCACUGGGAGACCCCUCCUGGGCAAAGGGACAGAUACCUGCUCAGUGUGCAGGAGGAAGGCUCUUCUGCACCAGCAAGGAGCCUGGAGAUGGGGAAGGACAGCACCAACGUCACCCUGACACAGCUGGAACCAGGAACUUGCUACCUGGUUGGGAUCUGGGCAGUUGCUGGACCCUAUCAGUCCCUCCCAAAGAACAUCACCUCCUGCACAGCUCCUGCUGCACCAACAAACCUCAACUUCACCAACCCAGGCAGCUCCUCAGAGCUGUACCUGUGCUGGAGCAAACCCCCUGGCAGGAGGGACCACUACCGAGUCACUCUGUACAGCCUCAGUGCCCACAGCAGGAUUGGGCUCCAGACCUUGAGUCCAGAUGCCCAGAACCUCACCUGGGCUCACCUGGAGGCAGGCAGCAGGUUUGCUGUGCAGGUCACUGCUGUGAGAGAUUCCUUGGAAGCCUCCUCCAGGAACGUCACCCAAUGGACAUAUCCUUUGGCCCCUGCCAACCUCACCCUGGGCAGUCCCUCUGCCUCUGUGCUGCAGGUCUCCUGGGCAGCAGUGGGGCGAGGAGGUGAAGGCUACGAGGUGGAUGUCUAUGACACAGCCUCCAGCAGCCAUGCUGGGCACACCCUGCUUGGGAGGGGUGCCAGGAGUCACAUCUUCAGGAACCUGAGCCCUGGCACCCACUACAGUGUAGCAGUGAGGGCCACAGCUGGGCCUUUCCACAGCAGCACCCCCAACGUUACCCACUGCACACGCCCCCUGCCCCCUGCCGCCCUGCGCUGGCUGAGCCUGGGGCACCCUGACCGGCUGAGCGCUGCCUGGGCACCUGCGCCCGGGGGCCGAGAUGGCUACAGGCUGACCCUGUACCACGCACAGCUGGGCACCCUGACAGCCACAGCCUCUCUCAGGAGGGACAGCCACAACUUCACCUUUGUGGGCCUGACCCCAGGCUGUGAGUACUCCCUGGAGGUCACUGCCACAGCUGGGCCAUACCAGGCAGCGGCGCCCAAGGUCAGCAGCUGGACACGCCCCCUGCCCCCGGCCGCCGUGCACCUGCUGAGCCUGGGGUACCCUGACCGGCUGAGUGCCACCUGGGCAGCCGCACCCGGGGGCCGAGACAGCUACAGCCUGACCCUGUACCACGCACAGCUGGGCACCGUGGCAGCUGUGACCUCGCUGGGCAGAGAUGUCCACAGCUUCACCUUCACGGGACUGGUCCCAGGGAGCAGAUACCUGCUGGAGGUGGCAUCCAUGGCAGGCUCCCACCCAGCACCUGCAGGGAACGUCAGCAACUGGACAUACCCCCUGGCACCCCGUAAGGUGUCCAUGACAAACCAGGGCUACCCCAACAGGCUGAGUGUGUCCUGGAGAGCUGAGCCCCAAGGACAGGACAGCUACCAGCUCCUCCUGUAUCACUCAGGCUCAGGUAUGCUGGCAGCCAACGUCUCUGUUGGCAAAGGCAUCAGCAAGUUCACCUUCUCUGGCCUGGCUCCAGGACACAAAUACCUGCUGGAGGUGAUGGCCAUGGCAGGGCCCUACACAGCCUCUGCAGGGAACAUCAGUGACUGGACAACCCCUUCAGUUCCCAGCAACCUCUCUGCAGUGGCCGAGGGGCAAGGCACGGUGCUGAUCUCCUGGGGCAGUGUCUCUGGGCAGCAGGACGACUGCCAGUUGUGGCUGCGGGACCCCAGGAACAGCAGCCAGCCCUGGAGGCAUGCCCUGGGCAGAGGACAAGUCCAGCACCUCCUCCAGGGGCUGGUCCCAGGGAGGAACUACUCUGUCUCCUUGAACUGUGUGGCUGGGCCCUACUGGAGCAGCACCAAGCCCUUGGCAGUGCCCAUGGAGCCAGAGCCAGUGCAGGAUGUGCAGUGCCUACCGGAGUCAAGGAGCCUUUACCUGAACUGGACUAACCCUGCUGGAGAUAUAGAGGCUUAUGAGGUGGUGACAGAGAGACUCUCUGAUGGCUCUCCCACCCCCAUGUCCCUCAUGAGCACCCCUGGGAGCGAGGCCAGGCUGGAGGGGCUGGGGCCCAACACCUCCUACCGCAUCGCCGUCAGCACCAUGGGCAUGAACAGCAUGAGGGGCCAGGCUGUGACUCUGCUGUGCAGCACCACAGUGGAGGCCCUGCCUCCACCCCUGCGAGCAGACAGCUUCCAGGUGGAGGCCAGCUCUGCAGUCAUCAUUUCCUCUGAGCUGUUCAGUGAGGAGAAUGGUCAGAUCCAGUACUACGGAGUGGUGGCCACCACCAACCGCUCAGUGCUCAGGCCCACCCAGGAAAUCAUGUCCAGCACCUGGUAUGACCACUAUUAUGGGAUGGAGGACUCCUACCUGGCCGUGCUCAUCCCCAAUCCCUUCCCCCCAAGCCCCAGGAGCUCCCCCGAGACCUGGCGAGUGCCGCUGGGCACGGAGGAGUGUGGCCAGGCCAGGGCCACCUGCAACGGGAAGCUGAAAGCCAACGAGCAGUACAGGUUCAGCAUCGCUGCCUUCACCAAGUACGACCCUGUAGCCCCAGCAGUGACCUUCACCUUGUUCUCAGCCACUGGUGCAGACACAGCUCCACUCUCAGUGCCAAUAAUUGCUGGAAUCAUCAUGGGAUUUCUCCUGACUCUUGCAGCUAUUUUUGCUUUGGUCUACUGGAAACAGCUCAGAGCAAAGAGAACCAAGAAGAGCAGCUUGCCCCAGGAAAUGGUGACCUACAGCUCAAGGAACGUCCACCGGCCAGUCCCCAUCCAGAACUUCAAGCAGUACUAUGAGAUGAAGACAGCUGGAGCCAACCAGGCCUUCUUCCAGGAGUUUGAGGAUCUGAAGGAAGUUGGGAAGGAGCAGCUGAAGCUGGAGGCUGAGCUACCAGCAAAUGCCUCCAAGAACAGAUAUCCUCAUGUACUGCCCUAUGAUCACUCUCGGGUCAAGCUGAGCCAGCUGGGAGAUGAUCCACACUCAGACUACAUCAAUGCCAACUUCAUUCCUGGCUACAUGUCCCAGCAGGAGUUCAUUGUCACCCAGGGCCCCCUGAAGAAGACCAUCAAUGACUUCUGGAGGCUGGUGUGGGAGCAGAACGUUUGCAACAUCAUCAUGCUGACUGUGUGCAUGGAGAACGGCAGGGUGCUGUGUGAUCACUAUUGGCCGUCCGAGGCGGCGCCGCUCUGCUACGGCCAGCUCCGGGUGCAGCUCCUGCGGCAGAGCAGCGCCGAGGAGUGGACCCUGCGCCAGUUCAAGCUGUGGCAUGAGGGUUUCCAGGCUGAGCGGCUGCUGUCCCACCUGCACUACACGGCAUGGCCUGACCAUGGCAUCCCAGAGUCCACAGCCUCCAUCCUGGCCUUCAGGGAGCUGGUCCGGGAGCACAUCCAGAGCAGCAAGGAUGCAGGGCCGACCCUUGUGCACUGCAGUGCUGGGGUCGGCCGCAGUGGCACCUUCCUGGCCCUGGACCGGCUGCUGCUGCAGAUGAGGCAGGAGAAGGUGGUUGACAUCUUCGGUGCUGUGUACACCCUGCGCAUGAAUCGCUACCUGAUGGUCCAGACCUUGUCCCAGUACAUUUUCCUGCACAGCUGUAUCAUGGACAAGAUCCUGGAGGAACCACUUCUGGGUUUGUCUGGGACAGAGAGGUCCUGCCCCAUCCCGCUGAGGACCUUUGCUCAGCACUAUGCCCAGAAGGCAGCCAAGUCCCAGCUGGGUUUCCUGAGGGAGUAUGAGACCCUCCUGGAGGUUGUGAAGGAAGAAGCCAACUCUGCAGCAGCAGCUUCAGGCAGCCAGCAGGCACGGCCCUCCUCCAGCAUCCUCCCAUAUGACCGCUCCAGGGUGAGGUUCUCCCUGCUGGAGCAGGGACUCUUCUCAGGCCUCCUGCAGGUCUGGCGUGUCCAGGGCUGCAGCUCGGGCAGGGACUAUCUGGCUGUCCAGGGGCCUGAUAAGGUGACCAUGGAGGACUUCUGGACCCUGGUGUGGGAGCAGGAUGUUCACACCAUCCUAACUCUUCUCCCAUGGCAGGAGAAGGGGGAGGUCCCCGGUGAGGGCUGCUGGCCCCUGGAAGGAGACUCCCUGUGCACAAAGCUGCUGACCAUCCAGUGUGGCACAGAGAAGCUGCUCUCUGGGGGCAGGUGCAUCCAGCUUAAAAUGAAACAUGAGAAGAAGGCCAAGGAGAGGCAGGUCCAGCAGUUCCUGUGCAGCCUCUGGAGCAGCAGGAAGCAGCCAGAUGUGCAGAGCUUGGUGGAUGUCCUCAGUGCUGCCCGGCGGUGCCACCGCAAGCGUGCCAGCCCUCUGCUGCUGCACUGCAGUGGUGCUGUGAGCCAGCUGGGGCUGCUGAUCUCCCUGGACUGUCUGCUGCAGCAGAUGAAGGCUGAGAGAGCUGUGGAUGUCUACGGAGUGACCCUCCAGCUGGCAAGGAGCUGCUGUCUCAUGACCCCAACUCUGGAGCAGUAUGUGUCCCUCUACAGCUGUGUCCAGGACAUCAUUGCUCACAAACAGCCCUGA
Messenger RNA from Indicator indicator, 6804 nucleotides. RefSeq names its product receptor-type tyrosine-protein phosphatase V-like. Gene Ontology annotation, biological process: angiogenesis; protein dephosphorylation. The record is from RefSeq and is a predicted model, not a curated record. Gene Ontology annotation, molecular function: cadherin binding; protein tyrosine phosphatase activity. Bases 1 to 6804 code for a protein of 2267 amino acids. The transcript has 39 exons. Lineage: Eukaryota; Metazoa; Chordata; Aves; Piciformes; Indicatoridae.